This is a messenger RNA of Danio rerio (zebrafish), 1267 nucleotides long. RefSeq names its product secretory carrier membrane protein 5a (gene scamp5a). The record is from RefSeq and is marked provisional. Lineage: Eukaryota; Metazoa; Chordata; Actinopteri; Cypriniformes; Danionidae. Gene Ontology annotation, biological process: protein transport. Gene Ontology annotation, cellular component: plasma membrane; Golgi membrane; recycling endosome membrane.
GUUCAUUAGGUGCGAGAGGGCGCGAGCAGCGGGAACACAUUUUGGGUGAACGCGCGAGAAGGUUUCUAAACAGUAAAGUUUGACGGUGAUCUGAAAAGAAUCUCCAUGGCAGAAAACAAUUUCCCUCCUCUACCACGGUUCAUUCCACUGAAGCCAUGUUUUUACCAAGACUUCAACGAAAUCCCAGACCAGCAUCGUACAAUGUGCAAACGACUGUAUUACCUGUGGAUACUGAACAGUGCCACUCUAGCAGUGAACCUGAUUGGCUGUCUAGCAUGGAUGUGCGGAGGAGGCGGAGCAACCAAUUUUGGCAUGGCUAUUCUGUGGCUGAUCCUGUUCACCCCUUGUUCAUACGUGUGCUGGUUUAGGCCCAUCUACAAGGCCUUCAAGUCAGACAGUUCUUUUAACUUCAUGGCGUUCUUUUUCGUCUUCAUGGCGCAAGUGGUGAUUAGCAUCAUCCAGACGGUUGGAAUCCCAGGAUGGGGAGUUUGUGGCUGGUUGGCCACCAUCACUUUUUUCAGCACUAAUAUCGGCUCUGCUGUUGUUAUGCUGAUUCCAACUAUAAUGUUCACUGCCGUGGCCGUGCUCUCCUUCAUCGCCCUCACUAAGGUCCACAAUUUCUACCGUGGCAGUGGGGGCAGCAUGAGCAAGGCUCAGGAGGAGUGGACAUCCGGUGCCUGGAAGAACCCUCACGUCCAGCAGGCGGCGCAGCAGGCGGCCAUGGGGGCGGCACAGGGGGCCAUGCAGGGCCAGCAGUACUCGGCCGCACCGACCUACAACUACGACGAUCCAAUGUAGACCCUCUCCAUUCACAACAGAGGGAGGGAACAAAAACAGGGUUUCUGGGAGGGAAUUUCUAAGGGGGAAAAGCUGCGGACUGGUUUAAAACAGGGGAGGGGAAAGCAAAGAUAUGGCCAAAUUAGAAUUUUCGCAACUACAACAAUACAGAAGCUAAAUGUGUUGAUAGUUUAAGGAGUUGCGUUUUUAGAGCCCCUCAAUAGGAACGUCACUCUCGCCAUGUGGUAUUACAGUUAACUAAUGGUAUGUUGUGUUUCUCCACUUGUCGUAUUGUAAACAUGACUAAACUAGAGCACCAAUAAGGAAACAUUCCAAAGCUCACUAUAGUAUAACUAGAUCUGUCAGAAUUAUCUGUGUGGUGUUUGCAAGCCAGUUAUAUAUUUUGGUUGGCUUACAUAUUCAAGAACGUUUAGCAAACGCAUCUUAAAAAGGACAGUUCACCCUAAAAUAAAAAUUCUGUCAUCGUAAA